Messenger RNA from Kluyveromyces lactis, 519 nucleotides. RefSeq names its product Chz1p (gene CHZ1). The coding region runs from base 1 to 519 and encodes 172 amino acids. NCBI's taxonomy places the organism in Eukaryota, Fungi, Ascomycota, Saccharomycetes, Saccharomycetales, Saccharomycetaceae. The transcript has a single exon. The record is from RefSeq and is a predicted model, not a curated record.
AUGGCUGAAGAAAUUAAGGAUAAGCAAGAAUUUCAAAUAGGUGCAGAAGAGCCUGACUCUUCCAACGUUGCUUCACAAGCUAAAAGAAGUGCUGAAAGUGAGCUUGCUUCUACCGCUGAUGCCAACGAUAAGAAAUCUAAAAAGAAGAGAAGAAGAAGAAACUAUGAUGAUUUGGAUGAAAAAAUUGCUCAAGAAGACAAGGCAUCUGCUACUUCUGGUGCUAACAAGGAAGAAGAUAGUGAAAGUGAAGUCGAUGACGAAAAAUUAGAUCAAAUGAUGGUAAAAGAAGAUGAAGAAGAAGACGACCUUUCAGAAAUCGAUAGUUCCAAUAUUAUAACUACUGGUAGGAGAACUCGUGGUAAGAUUAUUGAUUAUAAAAAGACUGCCGAGAAAUUGGAAAAAAAUGGUGAGGUUGGCAAGGAUGAUGAUGAUGAUGAAGACGAUGAAGAAAAUGACGAAGAGUUCAAGGAUCCAGCUGCUCCUGCCCCUGCCCCUGCUAGUCCGACUGAACCCAAAUAG